Messenger RNA from Suillus paluster, 1566 nucleotides. RefSeq names its product MFS general substrate transporter. The record is from RefSeq and is a predicted model, not a curated record. The transcript has 6 exons. The coding region runs from base 1 to 1401 and encodes 466 amino acids. Gene Ontology annotation, biological process: transmembrane transport. Lineage: Eukaryota; Fungi; Basidiomycota; Agaricomycetes; Boletales; Suillaceae. Gene Ontology annotation, cellular component: fungal-type vacuole membrane. Gene Ontology annotation, molecular function: transmembrane transporter activity.
AUGGUCUACCAGCCAGCACAUGCAACCUGUGAUUAUACGUCGUCCCUAGACUCCCACCAGGGCAUAGAGUCGAAAGCCGCCAGCCAGCCUGCACCUGCACCCUGUGGUGAUACAUCGUCCUCUGGGUCCUACCAGGACCUACAGUCGAAAGACGCCAGUCUCGUGGCUCGGACAGAAGCGGACCAUGAUACUUCACCUAUUCCUACGAGUCUGUGGGCUGAAGGUGGAUUCCUAGGAUGCCUCACACUCUUUGGUGGCUUCGUAGGAAGUUUCGCAACCAUGGGGCAAGUGAGUUCAUUCGGAACUUAUCAAGCAUGGUACGCCGGGCAUCAAUUAUCCUCUUAUUCACCGUCCGAAAUCUCUUGGAUUGGCGGGCUUCAACUUUGGGUCAUGAUGUUCUCGGGAGGCCUUAUUGGUCGCCUAUUCGAUGCUUAUGGACCCACCCUAUUGCUCGCAUCUGGGACGCUUAUAUACACGCUCAGUUUGAUGAUGACAUCAUUAGCAACUCGAUACUACCAGUUUAUGAUUGCUCAAGGAUUUCUUCUCGGGUUAGGGGCUGGAUUAGUGUAUAACCCGUGUAUUGCCGCAUCAACCACUCGCUUCCGCCAUUUCGCAGGAACAUCUAGUGGUAUCGUGCUAAGUGGCUCUGGCGGAGCGGUGUUUCCUCUGUUGCUCCAACGCCUUCUCAACUCCGUCGGGUUUGCAUGGGCGGUUCGAAUACAGGGUUUUCUUGCACUUGCGUGCUGCAUCAUCGCAACGCUCACAAUUUCGAGUCCUUUGCCCCGAAACAAAAACACGCCAUGGAUAGAUACCCAGUCAUUCCGCGAUGCGAAAUAUGUGCUGGUGUGCCUCGCAUAUGCUCUAAUAUGCCUCGGUCUGUUUAUUCCUUCCACUUAUAUCGUCCAAUAUGCACAAGCACAGGGUUUGUCCGAAAAUGCGGGGUUUGAUCUGCUAUCCAUCAUGAAUGCCGCCAACACCGUUGGUCGCAUUGUACCCGGAUGGUUUGCGGAUAAACUCGGCAGAUUAAACCUCAUGAUCCCCUCUGCUCUGCUGGCAGGUAGUUCAUGUAUCACCCUCUGGUUAUUUGCGCAUGAUGCAGCAACCCUAGCAGCAUUUGCUGUGCUAUAUGGCGUGUUUGCAGGUGCGACCAUGGGAUUGGAUGUCGCUGUUACAGCGCAAAUCUCGCCGCCGGAAAAUAUCGGUACACGGGUUGGGAUGUCAUACGCUUUUAUGUCUAUCCCAUCCUUGAUUGGAAGUCCUAUUGGAGGCGCCAUUUACGCAAGACAGCAUGGGGCGUACUCGGGAAUGAUUGUGUUUACUGCUAUCUUCAAUAUUCUAGGGUUUGUUUUCUUAUUGGCAGUGAAGCUCAUGAUCAACCGCAAUAUCUUUGUUGUAGUAUAGAAUUCUCGUAAUUAUCGGGUCACAUGAGAUCCCUGAUGUCUACGCAGAUUGUCCUCGCUAGAUAUGUCUUCAAAAACAUUUUCAUAGUAUUAUUAGCCCCCCAAAUUCUUAUGUUGAAUCUAUAUAUGUAUUUAUUUUCUUACAAGAAAUGACCCGGCAGGUGCC